Westerdykella ornata is the source of this 2325-nucleotide messenger RNA. RefSeq lists its product as uncharacterized. The transcript is spliced from 5 exons. The record is from RefSeq and is a predicted model, not a curated record. NCBI's taxonomy places the organism in Eukaryota, Fungi, Ascomycota, Dothideomycetes, Pleosporales, Sporormiaceae. The coding region runs from base 1 to 2325 and encodes 774 amino acids.
AUGGCAGGGACUCGGGCGAACACCCUUCAAGCAGCGAACUGGCUGGCCCAGAUCAAUGCCCGUGAAACCAGAACCUGCGCCGUAACUACAGAGACAUUCGUUGCAAAAGGGCAAUGCACCAAGGUUCGACCGUCUGCUGGUACAUAUCGCGCAUGUCUUGAUGUCAAUAAGCCUCGUCCGAGCCUUCCGAAUCUACUGAUUGAUCUCAGUGAGGAAACAGCUCUGAACAAUGUCGGGCUGGAACUUGUGAAUCUUGCUAAUGUUGCGGAUUCGUCUCAGAGCCGUUCCAAGGUUGUUGCGGAGGAUGCUGAGGACUUCGGGGACUUUGUCUCGGCGGAUGCUCCUCCCUUUGAUAUGGGAGACCUCCUUCUCGUCGAUAUGGGGGGAGCCUCCGAAGGACACUGCCCGUUCGGAGACCAUGCUGAAAUCACGAACGGAGGACGCGCUGAUAACGACUUUGAGGAAGACUUCGGUGACUUCAUCUCACCGCCGGAUAGUCAAAACCCACCAGCUGUGGCUCUCGACUUCCUUAACGAUAACCCAUUCGGAGACCAUGCUGGAAUCGCUCAAGAAGGGUGCGAUAGCGAUAACUCUGGGGCGGAGUUCGGCGACUUCUUAUCCGCGGUCGCGUCUGAUCCAGCAGCUUGCUCGCACCUGACCAAGCCAGAUGAUUCCAACACUGCCUCAAUGAAUCCAUUCAUGGAUGCUAUCUAUGCGCUCCACGCUGAAGAAGACGGAGGUAUUAGCGCCCUGCUCUCCGAGGCUAACUUCGCUUCGGUCCACAAUCCGGAUCAGAAGGUUUUGAGCCGUCCUGAUGACAAACCGCAGCCAAAGGUCAGAAACUCCCAGUCAGUCAACGUUAGCGCUAUUCGCCAUGGUCUCAAGAACCUCCUUGGUGUCGAACACCUCGGUGGUCACGGCCAAAAUGUGGUCCAGAGUGCUAAGACGGCAGAAACGCGCAAGACUGGGCGGCGCUGGGGCGAGUAUCUGAACAAGGUGCGUGGCAAGAAUGGCGACCAUGCAGAGCCUAAGGAACAGCCUAAAACCCAGAACUGGUCUCCGAAGCCUCGCGAGCAAGUCUUCGUCGCGAAACAUUCGAUGACUGAACGUAUCGUUUGCGCAAGUCCGGUUCUCGAGCAGUGGCCACAGGAGGAGAAAAGUCCCGCUGUUCAUGAUCUCGCAAUUGCUGUUGAUAUAGGUGUACGGCACGCCUUUGCGGAGGUUGAGGGCUUCAUGCAGGCGGAGCUGGAUGGGUGGCGUGAAGAAGACCCAAGGGUAAUUGUAUGCGCUAAGGUUCUUCUGAGUUACACCAAAUCGAGGUCAGAAUGGCGUUAUUUUCGCCUCCGAAGCGAGUAUCCGUGGGCGGGCAUGGGCAAGUUGGUCAUGCUCCUACUCCAAGCUCACGGCAGAGUGCAAACGCCCCGUGACGUCAACGAGCAAACGGUCUUGCGAAAAUCUAAGAAAGGAGGCAACUACUGUGCAGAAAGGUACCGUAAACUUGCGUUCCAUCACUGGUAUCACCAAAGUACAAUGUCCGCCUGGGACAGGGAGCAAGAGAUGGAUUCGACUCACAAACGGAGUCACUCAAAGGCGGAAGAACGUGCUCUGCGCGCCACAAGAGACUCUUUCGCUGACUCGGAAGCUGAAGACAAUGUUGACGCUACCAGUACCCCUCGAAGUCUAAGCAAAAAGGCCAGACUUGCUGCCCAGAGGAGAUUCGAAAUCCUUUCGGCGGGUUCCGCCAGCAAAAACAAAAUAGCUUCUCCAUCUACUCCGAAAAAGGUCUCCAAUCCCCCGCCCGAACAUCCGUCGUCUCCGAAGCUCUCGGACUACGACGCUGACUGGAAGCCUCCAGCAGAGACACACCUGCUCAUCGCACAUCGGCUCGCAGGGAUGAUCAACAUGAAUCUGCUCGAAACGGAGACAUACAUUAGCCCCAAACAAGUACAAGUGAUGUGCAAGUCUUUUACACUCUCCGAGAUAACUUCUCACUUUAACAAGAAGGGGUAUCCUUACUGGUUACCAGCUUUGGAUGCCAUUAUCCGGGACCCAACCACCGUUCGUUUGAUACCCCAGACGCCGCAGGAGGGGCAACAAUUGACUCCAAAGCAACACAGGAAGGAAACGGAGGUUACUGGUGCUAAGAAAACUGGGAAGGAGAAGGCAAAUUUUUCACAUUUUGCGAGGUUGGCGAGGCUGAAGAGUGAGGUGUGGGAGAAGCGCGUCUCUAGCGGUGUGAGGGACCAGCGGAAGGCAAAGGCCGAGGAAGAGGGCCAGACAAAGCAUGAUGAGGAGGAUGUCGAUUUGGAUGAUACUCGUGUCUAG